Molecule: messenger RNA, 1758 nt
Organism: Adineta ricciae
Lineage: Eukaryota; Metazoa; Rotifera; Eurotatoria; Adinetida; Adinetidae
Source: the annotation of a GenBank genome assembly
AUGAAAUUCGACGCAUUUCUUGCCACGGUCGGCGAUUGGGGUAAAUUUCAGAAAGUGAAAUAUACUCUGAUAUGUCUAACGUAUAUGUUGCCACCAAUUAUGGUGUACACGUAUACGUUCACUGCUGCGACACCUAACUUUCGAUGUCAGAAUCCCGAUCUAUUGCAAACAGAUAGUUACAAUAAUGACUCGAAUUACAAUUAUAAUAAGAAAUAUCAACCAACAGAAGCUCAAUGUAAUAAGGAACAAAAGCAUGUAUCAAUUAGAGAAUGUCAACGAUGUUAUAGACAAAGCUUAGCAGAUGAUCGAGAUGGCUUAAACAAAUUAGAAAGUUGUAAUAAAUAUACUUACGAGAAACUUUAUUACGAAAAAACAUUGGUUGAAGAAUGGAGUAUGAUUUGUGAUCGAGUUACCUAUCGCUCAGUCGUUCAGAUGAUUUUCUUCGUUGGUUACAUGGUUGGCUCAAUAGUGUUCGGCAUGCUGGCUGACAAGUACGGCCGUCGCCCGAUCAUGAGUGUUAGUUUUAUUUUAAUGACUUUCUCGGGAUUUUUAUGUGCGUUCGGUCCACAAGAAUCAUUUGGAUUUUGGCCUUCGUACCUUAUUUUUAUUAUCGCACGAUUUUUAUUGGCUUGUUCGACGCGAGGUAUAUCUGUUUCUGGUUUUGUCCUUGGCUCUGAAAUCGUCGGUCCAAGUAAACGCUUAUUGACUGGAAUUGUUAUUGAAUACUUUUUCGCUUUUGGUCAGUUAUUUCUUGUUGCUUUUGCAUAUUUUAUCCGCACAUGGAGAACAUUAACAUGGGCAAUUUCGAUUUUUACUAUUCCUUUCAUGUUCUUUUACUUUAUUUUACCGGAGAGUCCUCGUUGGCUUGUUAGUAAAGGACGUUUUGAGGAUGCUGAGAAAAUCCUACGCAAAAUAGCGCAUGAUAACAAACAACCAUUUAGUGAAUCUGCUUUCCGCGAGAUGAAGGAAGAACAAGAGCAAAAUAUGUCGAGUAAGCAACAUCAAGGUGGUGUUAUGACUCUAUUUCGAUCGAGAAUCAUGCUGAUUAUCAGUGUUAACCUCUUCUUUCAAUGGCUCGUACAAAAUCUUGUAUUUUACGGUGUCUCGCAAAAUACCGGGUCUUGGAAGUUAAAUCCAUAUCUCUCAUUCACUGUCAGUGCGCUAGUCGAAUUAGCCGCAUACGUUGUCGUUCACCUCAUUCUCGAUCGUAUUGGUCGUAAGAAACCCUAUUGUAUGUUCGCAGUUCUAUUUGGUAUCGUUGCACUUCUUGCUAUACCCAUUCAGAAGUACACGACUAAAGAUAGCACAGUACAAGUGGUUUGGAUGAAUAUUAUCAAUGUUGCAUUGAAAUUUCUCGCGUCGGCAUCCUAUGCUAUCAUUUACAUCUAUGCUAAUGAACUAUUUCCAACAAAUGUUCGAAAUACAGGUAUGGGUAUCUGCUCUAUGGUUGCUCGUGUCGGUGCGAUUAUUGGUACGUUCUGCAACGAUUAUUUAACACGUAUUUGGCUCUACUUACCCAUAGUUCUCUAUGGUAUUGUUUCACUUGUGGCUGCUAUAUUAGCUUUAAUGUUUCCGGAAACAUUAAACAAACCAUUACCACAAACGGUCGGUGAAGUCGAACGCAUGGGUGUAAUGGGUUUACGAUCUAAACAACCGUUGAGUGUUAUUGGUGAAGGUGAAGCUUUGACAGGAAAAACUGAAGAUGACAUUCUAAAGGCAAAUCUAGCACAGGCGGAUCAUUAUGACGAUAAAUUGUAA